AUGAGCAAUCUGACUUCCUUGUCAACAUUUCUGCUGCUGGGAUUCCCAGAGUCCCGAGAAUCACAGCUCCUACAUUUCUCUUUGUUCCUAGCAAUAUACUUGAUGGCAAUGACAGGCAAUCUUCUCAUAGUGAUUGCGAUUGUCUUUGAUCAGAAACUGCACACCCCCAUGUACUUCUUCCUAAUUAAUUUGGCCGUGCUGGAUGUUGGCAUAGUUUCAGUCAUGGUACCCAAAUCUAUGGCCCUUUCACUCAUGAAUAACAGAUCUAUUUCUUAUUUUGGAUGUGUCGCUCAAGUUUUCUUUUAUCUCUUCUUUGCACCAUCAGAUUUUGUCCUCCUAACUAUAAUGGCACAUGAUCGCUAUGUUGCUAUUUGCAACCCACUCCAAUAUGAGAGAAUUAUGCACAAAGAAGCCUGCCUUCAGUUGGUAGUCAUUGUGUGGAUUACUGGCCUUCUGUAUGCGAUAAUACAUACUGGUGGCACCUUUGCAAACACCUUCUGUUCUAAUGUUGUCAAUCAGUUCUUCUGUGAAGUCCCACAAUUAUUAAAGCUCUCCUGUUCUGACUUUUAUUUAGUUGAAGUUGGGCUUAUUGUGAUAGGGUGCGCUUUAGGAUUCGGAUGCUUCAUUUUCAUCAUCAUAACAUACAUACGGAUUUUUGCUAUAGUUGUCAGAAUCCCCUCUGUUCAUGGUAAGAAAAAAGCUCUCUCCACUUGUCUUCCCCACCUCACGGUUGUCUCUCUGCUUAUGUUCAGUGGAUUAUUUGCCUAUUUAAGGCCUCCCUCUGAUACUUCUUCUGAUUUGGAUAUCGCUUUUUCUGUUAUAUAUACCAUCAUUCCCCCCACGUUGAAUCCAUUCAUCUAUAGCAUGAGAAACCAAGAUAUCAAGACUGCUUUGUGGAAGCUCUUAGAUGUUGGGCCUUCCUCUAAAACUAUAUUCAGAUUGCUGUAA
Rhineura floridana is the source of this 948-nucleotide messenger RNA. RefSeq names its product olfactory receptor 14A16-like. Gene Ontology annotation, biological process: G protein-coupled receptor signaling pathway. Bases 1 to 948 code for a protein of 315 amino acids. Gene Ontology annotation, cellular component: membrane. The record is from RefSeq and is a predicted model, not a curated record. The transcript has a single exon. Lineage: Eukaryota; Metazoa; Chordata; Lepidosauria; Squamata; Rhineuridae. Gene Ontology annotation, molecular function: olfactory receptor activity; G protein-coupled receptor activity; odorant binding.